Molecule: messenger RNA, 477 nt
Organism: Amoebophrya sp. A25
Lineage: Eukaryota; Dinophyceae; Syndiniales; Amoebophryaceae
Source: the annotation of a GenBank genome assembly
CAACAAGAUAAACUUGAACAGGUUGUUGCUGCUGGAGCGUCUACUUCUGCAAGUACUAGGGGAGGUUUACCUUCAGCUUCAACACAAGGAGGUCGUAGAAGUGCAGGACCAAAGGGAACACGCGAACGACGUCGCAGUCGGACGCCAAGGGGAGCUAGAACAGCAGGAGAACAGCCUCUAGCUUCAAAUCUUAAUGUUAAGACUAGCUCUGUUGACUCUGAUCCAUCUCUAUAGGAAUAGAGAUUCGCACUCGGCAAUAAAAAUGUUGUUAUAAGGGGUUGUAUAAUGUAUACUCUUGUCUUAUAUUAAGGGAGACAGUGAUCAUUAACAUUAUCAUAGUCUUGAGGGAUCUCUACGACCACGACAAGGAUGAUGAUCUCAGGACGAUACCUCGGUCUAAUAGUGCUGCUACGAAGAAGAGUUUUCGUGAGCGGUUUAUUGGGACGGUGGGCGAAGACUCCUCCAAGGUAAAAGGGC